CUCUUCGUCUCCCUCUUUCCUUUACAGAUAAAUUUCACCAAUAAAUGCCUCCUCCCCCCACUCCCCACCACCACACCGGAAAAAUAAAUUCGCAGACAACGAACGGUGAGGCCGGAGAAAUCUCAUGUCGAUGAAGAUCACGAUGACCUCCGGCGGAAUGCCCUCCAUACCUUCAUCGAUUUCGCCGCCGCCUGUUACUCUGCCGGUGAGAAACGUCCCCGGCGGUUACGGCUUGCCGCUGUUCGGAUCUGUCGGUGACCGAUUGGAUUACUUCUGGUUCCAAGGGCCGGAUAAGUUCUUCAGGAAUCGAAUGGAGAAGCACAGAAGCACGGUGUUCCGGACCAACGUUCCUCCGUCGUUCCCUUUCUUCUUCAGCGACCCGAAGGUGAUCGCGGUUCUCGAUUGCAAGUCGUUCGCGCACCUCUUCGACAUGGAAAUCGUCGAGAAGAAGAACGUUCUCGUCGGCGAUUUCAUGCCGAGCACCAGCUUCACCGGCGGCAUCAGAGUCUGCGCCUAUUUGGAUACAUCGGAGCCGCAACACUCCAAGGUAAAAAACUUCGUUCUAGACGUUCUCCGGCGGAGCUCCAAGAUAUGGAUCCCGGAGCUGGAAUCCAAGUUCUCCACGGCGUUUGACGCCAUUGAAUCCGACGUUAUCAAGAGCGGAAAAUCCGACUAUCUAUUCAAUCUCCAGCAAGCCCUAUUCAGUUUCUUCGCCAAAACCCUAGCCGGCGCCGACACUGCAAAAUCCCCCGACAUCGCCAAUUCCGGCUAUUUCGACGUCAACCUCUGGCUCGGCCUCCAGCUCCUUCCCACCAUUAACAUCGGCAUUCUCCAGCCCCUCGAAGAAAUCUUCCUCCACUCCUUCUCCUACCCAUUCUUC
Momordica charantia (bitter melon) is the source of this 880-nucleotide messenger RNA. The record is from RefSeq and is a predicted model, not a curated record. Lineage: Eukaryota; Viridiplantae; Streptophyta; Magnoliopsida; Cucurbitales; Cucurbitaceae.